UUAUGAGAAAAUAGGCAAGAUUACCAAGUGUGAAUAUGAGUAAUUUUUAAAGUAUCCUUGGAGCUUGGGCAUUUACAUUCUUACGUGUGCUUGCCAAAGUAUUGUAUUGGUUAUUGAACAAUAUAGUGGUGGUAACUUCGUAAGGGGAAGAACUUGGAGAGGCCAAAAAUGGAGGGAAAGAGGACGAGGUUCCAGUCGGAGUCACAGCCACAGAGCGUAAUUCUACUCACGAAAAUCAAAGAAUUCACUCGAGCUUUGCUCGCAGCCCUCACCAACGGACGUUCACCGCUCAUUCUCAUCGAUCGCUUCAGAAGCUACUGCACCCUUCCCAACUCCAACUGCUUUUGUGCCUCCGAUUUGCCGUGCGGAAAGGAACUUCUCACGCUUCGCAGGAAAUCCCACGCCCACAGACUAGCUGUCAUGUUGAGAGUGAUGCUGAUAGUUCAGAAACUUUUGCAAGAGAACAAGCAUAGUUCCAAGAGAGACAUUUAUUACACCUAUCCUUCUGUAUUUUUGGAUCAGUCGGUGGUUGACCAAGCAAUUAAUGAUAUAUGUAUUCUUAUGCAAUGCAGUCGCCAUAACCUUAAUGUGGUUUCUGCAGGGAACGGGUUAAUUAUGGGCUGGAUAAGAUUUUCUGAAGGAGAAAGGAUAUUUGAUUGCAUAAGUUCUCCCAACACUGCCCACCCUGUUCCUGUUCAUGUUGAAGAAGUUCAAGAUAUCAUUAGUCUUGCUCAAUACAUAUUAGUUGUGGAGAAAGAAUCAGUUUUCCAAAGGCUAGCAAACGACCAAUUCUGCAAUGCAAAUCACUGUAUUGUCAUCACUGUAAGCAAUCUUCUGAAGACAUUAGUUUCUUUUGCAACAAUAUUUCUUUGUUUGAAUUCUAUCUUUAUUCAGGGAAGAGGUUACCCGGAUAUUCCUACAAGAAGGUUUUUGCGUCUUCUGGUUGAGAAUUUGUGCCUACCUGCUUAUUGCUUGGUAGAUUGUGAUCCCUAUGGCUUUGACAUCUUAACCACUUACAGAUUUGGUUCAAUGCAAAUGGCCUAUGACACGAAACAUCUUCGUGUCCCAGAGAUACAAUGGCUUGGAGCUUUUCCUUCUGAUUCUGAGAGAUAUUUUGUUCCGAAUCAGUGUCUCCUUCCAUUGACUGCUGAAGACAAAAGAAAAGUUGAAGCCAUGCUACUUAGAUGCUACCUUGAAAGGGAGGUACCACAAUGGAGGUUGGAGCUACAGUUGAUUCUGCAAAGAGGAGUAAAGUUUGAGAUUGAAGCCUUAUCUGUGCACGCACUUUCAUUCUUGUCAGAGUCUUACAUACCAUCUAAAAUUGAAGGUAAAUUGAUAAUGUAGCAUGCUGGACAUUUAUGUGUCAAGCUCUAUACAAGCAACUGGACUAGGGCAUAAUCAGAACAUGCCAUUUGUUACGCUUUCUGGAAGAUUAAACAUUUAAACGAUUUCCUGCUGACUCACGUCCCACACAAAGUUAUUACUCGUGUCUUUGAUUUGUAUUUUCGAAAUUCCGCUCGUUUUGCAAAUGGUAAAUUACUAGUCAGUGGGGGAAUGGGCUCUAUUGGCAUGGCGGGGUCGAAAUGGGUGUUUAGUUUAGGGCUACUGCUGCCUGCAUUUUUUCAGUUGCUGCCUGCAUUCUCUAUCAAGUGAAACAUGUGAGCAGAUGAAAUUAUUCUCACAUUUUGUUAAAUUUGCACUCCAUGUGUUUUUUUAUU
Glycine soja is the source of this 1718-nucleotide messenger RNA. Its product is annotated as meiotic recombination protein SPO11-1. Gene Ontology annotation, cellular component: nuclear chromosome. Gene Ontology annotation, molecular function: ATP binding; DNA binding; DNA topoisomerase type II (double strand cut, ATP-hydrolyzing) activity. Gene Ontology annotation, biological process: reciprocal meiotic recombination; meiotic DNA double-strand break processing; meiotic DNA double-strand break formation. The record is from RefSeq and is a predicted model, not a curated record. The coding region runs from base 169 to 1344 and encodes 391 amino acids. The transcript has 15 exons. NCBI's taxonomy places the organism in Eukaryota, Viridiplantae, Streptophyta, Magnoliopsida, Fabales, Fabaceae.